CGCGUUUUUCACCGGAUGCUCGCCCUCUGGUGUUUAAAAACAGAACUACUCUAUCUGGGUCGUUUGAAUGUUCUUCGUAUAUUGUCAACAGUAGAGAUGAAUAGUAAAAGUAAAAGUAAAGCUUUCUGUUGUGUUCCAAAUUGUAAUUCCAAAGCCAUACGCGAUCCCGAUAUAAGUUUUCAUGUAUUCCCACAUGAAAAACAGAUGAUUUUUCGUAAAUCAGAAUUCGGAGAAUCUCAGAAAUGUAACCGACGGAAAGAGUGGAUUCGACUGCUAAGAAUUGGCAAAAAAGUUACGAAGUAUAUGGUAGUAUGUUCGAAACAUUUUACUCUUGAAGAUUAUAUUUUGUCAUGUAUGCUAUCAUGUUUUUAUAAAUAUGUUUAGAUUAUUGUAAUUCGA
Molecule: messenger RNA, 399 nt
Organism: Centruroides sculpturatus (bark scorpion)
Lineage: Eukaryota; Metazoa; Arthropoda; Arachnida; Scorpiones; Buthidae
Exons: 1
Coding region: 16-384 (122 amino acids)
Source: RefSeq, a predicted model, not a curated record